Meriones unguiculatus (Mongolian gerbil) is the source of this 6466-nucleotide messenger RNA. RefSeq names its product complement C3a receptor 1 (gene C3ar1). The record is from RefSeq and is a predicted model, not a curated record. NCBI's taxonomy places the organism in Eukaryota, Metazoa, Chordata, Mammalia, Rodentia, Muridae. Gene Ontology annotation, biological process: complement receptor mediated signaling pathway; positive regulation of cytosolic calcium ion concentration; phospholipase C-activating G protein-coupled receptor signaling pathway. Gene Ontology annotation, cellular component: plasma membrane. The coding region runs from base 2183 to 3781 and encodes 532 amino acids. Gene Ontology annotation, molecular function: complement component C3a receptor activity; G protein-coupled receptor activity; complement component C5a receptor activity. The transcript is spliced from 3 exons.
CUUCCAUCUGAUCCCAGUCUAUCAAGUCUCAUCAGGGGUGGCUGCGUGAUCUUCCUCUGUGGCCUGGUAAGACUGCACCCUCCUCAAAGGGAGGUGAUCAAGGAGCAGGCCAGAGUUCAUGUCAGAGACAGUCCCUGUUCCCAUAACUAGGGGAACCCACUUGGACACUGAGCUGCCAUGGGCUACAUCUGUGCAGGGGUUCUAGGUUAGGUUCUUGGUUGGAGUAUCAGUCCCAGAAAAGAUCCCUUGUGCCCAGAUUUUUUUUUCUCCCCUUGUGGAGCUCCUGUCCCAUCCAAGAGGAAUGGAUACAGAAAUUGUGGUACAAUGGAAUACUACUCAGCAAUUAAAAACAAGGAAAUCAUGAAAUUUGCAGGCAAAUGGUGGGAUGUAGAAAAGAUCAUCCUGAGUGAGGUAUCCCAGAAGCAGAAAGACACACAUGGUAUAUACUCACUUAUAAGUGGAUAUUAGUUAUAUAAUAUAGGAUAAUCAUACUAAACCCUAUACACCUAAAGAAGCUAAUCAAGAAGGAGGACCCUGGGUAAGAUGAUUAAUCCUCAUUCAGAAAGGCAAAUGGUACAGAUAUCGGAAGAGAAAAAAAACAGGAACAGGACAGGAGCCUACCACAGAGGGCCUCUGAAAGACUCUACCCAACAGGGUAUCAAAGCAGAUGUGGAGACUCAUAGCCAAACUUUGGGCAGAGUACAGGGAAUCUUAUGAACAAAUAAAUCUUUCAAAAAGUUUUUUAAAAGGUAUUCUGUCUCAGACACCCCAAACUAUUUGAUUACAAAGAAAGGAGGUAAAGUCGUUUUUUUAAUGAGUUGGUCAGUGGGACUAGAGCUUUGUCACAGACAAAGACGCCUUUUUUUUUUUUUUUGUAUGUAUGUAUAUACGGAAAAGAAUGAGAGCGAGAAGUCUCUGUCUGUCUGUCUGUCUGUCUGAGUAGGGACCUCACUCUGUAGCUCCUCCUGCCUGGAACUUGUGAUCCUCCUGCCUCGGCAUCCCAAGUGCCUGUUUUACAGAUGUGGGCCACCUGCUUGGUUGACGGGAAAUAAAUCUUCGUCAUCAUGGAGCCCUCUAAUCAUCCAAGGCCUUGCUGACCUCUCGUAUCCCUCUUACUCUCUCCCAGAGGAGCAAAUCCACACCCACUGCAUGUUAUCAUGUUUCUAUUUAUAUGCAAAGUAUGUUUUGUAUUGCAGGUGUGUGUGUGUGUGUGUGUGUAAAUACGAAGAGAUUAGACCAUAGCUUAACUCAUUCUGAUUUGGGCACAGCAGAGUUUACCCACAUAUCAGACAUAAAAAAGAUACUGUUUGAGAUUAAGUAAAUGUAUUACAGCAUUCCUCCUCAUUCCCCCCACCCCAACUCAGCUAUGCUUUGUGUGUGUGUGUGUGUGUGUGUGUGUGUGUUAAAUGUAUGUAUCCUGAUCAUAGCCACCUCCCAUUGCACACACACACCCCAACACACACACUUCCCCCCAGCCCGUCCUGGAGAUUAAAUACAGGGAGGGCAUGGGACACAGGAGGGGAGUGCUCACCACUGAUACACAUCCCCAGAUCUUUUAUAAUUUUUUUAUUUUGAGACAAGGUCUCAAAAAUCACUCUGGAGGCUGGAGAGAUGGCUCAGUAGUCAAGAGUUCCGUUCCCAGAGCCUGCUGGUGGCUGACCACCAUCUGUAACUCCGAUUCCAGGGGAUCCCCUGCCUUCUUCUGGCCUCCCUGGGUACCAGGCCAGCAUGUGGGGCUGGGGGGAUGGCUCAGAGCUUAAGAACAGUUUUGUUCUUUGCCGAGUACCCUCAGUUCCCAGCACCCACGUCGGGUUCCAGUUCCAAGGGAUCUAACAUCACCUUCUGGCCUCUGGGAGCCCCCAGAUUCAUGUGGCACACACCUACAUAAAAAAAUGAAAUGAAAUUAACUUGAAGCAAAACAAAACAAACACCUCACUCUCUAGCGCAGGCAUCCUGCCUCCCCAUCCUAGUCGCUUCGAUGGCAGGUCCCUGCAGAAAAUAUCUGCAUUCUACCUACCCUCCCUUCUCUGCCCUUCUGCUUUCCUUAUCUAAGCCAGCUACGUUUAAGUGACUCACAGAGAAGCCCUUCCUGUGCAGUAAGAUAGCAGUCCAGAGCCGAGUUCCUCUUAACCCCGGGAGAAGGAAAGCGCUCCGCAGCUUGUCCAGUGUACCUCGCUACUUCAUGCCAGCUAAGUGUGGGGACCAGAUAGGAUUUGUUGGUGCCACGGAGAUCAUCCUGGAGCCUUCUGCUUCCAUCUCAGUGUGUUUGAGAGUCUUACCAUGUAGCCAUGGCUGGUCUGGAACUCACCACGUAGACCAGGCUAACCUUUGCCUCCUGGGUGCUGAGAUUAAAGGCUGGGCAAUGGAGUCUUUCCCUGCUGACACCAAUUCAACUGACCUACACUCACCGCCUUUGCUUAAACCCCAAGACAUUCUCUCUGCAGUCCUUCUGAGCCUCACGUGUUUAUUGGGACUACCGGGCAAUGGGCUGGUGCUGUGGGUGGCUGGCCUCAAGAUGAAGCGGACCGUGAACACCGUUUGGUAUCUCCACCUCACCCUGGCUGAUUUCGUCUGCUGCCUUUCCUUGCCCUUCUCCCUGGCUCAUGUGUUUCUCCAGGGACACUGGCCCUACGGUUUGUUCCUAUGCAAACUCAUCCCCUCAGUCAUCCUACUCAACAUGUUUGCCAGUGUCUUCCUGCUGACUGCCAUUAGCCUGGACCGCUGUCUGAUGGUGCAUAAGCCAAUCUGGUGCCAGAACCAUCGGAAUGUGAGAACAGCCUUCGCCAUCUGUGGAUGUGUCUGGGUGAUGGCCUUUGUGAUGUGUGUCCCCGUAUUUGUAUACCGUGACCUGAUUGUUAUGGGCAAUCAUAGCAUAUGUGGCUAUAAUGUUGACUCCUCCAUGUCAUUUGAUUAUGGGAACUACACGUACGAUCUACCGGAAAGCAACCCUACCAACAACCCCACUGCUCAGCUAAGCGGACAGACAGACGACAGGUCAGAUCCUUCAGCUACCACUGCCCUCCAGGCACAAACGUUCCAAAUUUCUCCCGACGGUUCAUUCCCUUUAUAUUCAGCAAGUCUAUCCAGUCAGCAGGCCCAUUACAGUGGAAAGCCUCCUAGGGUGCUGAGACCUGCCGCACCCAGCGGGUUUCCCAUUGAAGACGGAGAACCCCACACACGUAACGCCAAGGCUUUUCUCUCUGCUCAUAUAGAGCUUUCCCCUACCAAUUCUAGCAGCUAUUUCUAUCACCCUGAGCUGUCAAAUGAUUUCCAGGAUGAUUACUUGGAUCAGUUCGCCUAUGACCAUCAUGUGCCAACACCUCUGGUGGCAAUGAGCCUCACAAGGCUGGUGGUGGGCUUCCUGGUGCCCUUUUUCAUCAUGGUAGCUUGUUACAGCCUCAUCAUCUUCCGAAUGCGAAGAGCGAACUUCACCAAGUCUCGGAGUAAAACCGUUCGUGUGGCCCUGGUGGUGGUGACAGUCUUUUUUGUCUGCUGGACUCCGUACCAUAUUGUGGGAGUCCUGCUUUUGAUUGCCGACCCAGAGAGCAGAUUGAGGGAAACUGCAAUAACCUGGGACCAAGUGUCCAUUGCUUUAGCAUCUGCCAACAGCUGCUUCAACCCCUUCCUCUACGCCCUCUUGGGGAAAGACUUUCGGAAGAAAGCAAGACAGUCCGUAAAGGGCAUUCUGGAGGCAGCCUUCAGCGAAGAGCUCACGCACUCUACCAGCUGCACCCAGGACAAAGCCCCUUCAAAAAGAAACAAUAUGAGUACAAAUGUGUGAGGAUGCGGCGCUGGAGCCCGAGGUGGACCUUCUCAGGUGAACCCUGGUAAAAGAUGCCGUGUGAGCAGGACACUUUAGACAAUCUGGUGGCUCUCGGAGAGAAGUCCCUGACUGUUGACAUCAGCAUCAUUUGGAAACAUUAAAGAGGCAAAUUUUCAAGCCCCAUCCCAGAUGGGUUGACUCAGAAUCUCUGGCCAGUGGGGACCAGUGUAUUACCGGCUCUCUUGCUUGCAUUAACGUUAAGUUUUACAGUCAUUUCUUUGGCUUAGUCUAUUCCUGUGUCUAACUAAGCCAUGUGUGAUGAACAGCUUCCUUGUCUGUUUUCAUCAUUACUCUUCUUUCCUUAGCAUGGUCUGAAUCAUCUUCUAGUUUUCACAAAAGGCUGCUUUUAUUGUCCUGUGUAAAGAAUAUUCAUUUAUCGUACAGCUUUGGGGUGGUGGUAGUGGUUUUAAGUGGGGAAAGGACACAAAAAGAGAAAGCCGAUGAAAGCAGGGAGUGAUACGUUAGAGGCUAGAACAGAAUCUAGUGCCAAAUGCCUGCUACUGGAAGCAUCCUGGGAUAAUUCUAGUCUUCCAAAUUACCCCUGAAUGAGCACAGAUACACAUAAACACUUUCCUGCUCCUGGGGUGUUUUGGAAGCAGUGGUUUGGAGUGUUCUCUUCUCUGUGUGUUAUGCUUGUUCACAUCUAGGUCCCAUUUCUUUUUGUUUUGUUUGUUUUUGUUUUCCAAGACAGGGUUUUUCUGUGUAGCCCUGGCUGUCCUGGAACUUGUUCUGUAGACCAGGCUGGCAUCAAACUCAGAGAUUCGCCUGCCUCUGCCUCUUCAGUCCUAGGAUUAAAAGCAUGCACCACUUCCGAUUUCUCUCUCUCUCUUUCUUUCUUUCUUUUUCUUUCUUUCUUUCCUUUCCUUCCUUUCCCUUCUCCCUCCCUCCCUCCAUCCCUCCGUCCCUCCCUCCCUCCCUUCCUUCCGUUCUUCCUUAUCAACGGUUUUUGAGACAGGGUUUCUCUGCAUAGUCUUAGCUGUCCUGGAACUCACUCUGUAGACCAGGCUGGUGUCCAACUUAGAGGUCCACCUGGCCCUGCCUGUCCAGUGCAGGGAUUAGGUUGAGCUCCACCAGAGCCAGGCUACAAUGUCCUAUAUAUUAAUCUCCUGGCUUCCUUCCUUUUGUUUUCCACACAGAGUCUUGCCAUCCCCUCUGGGGUUGUGGUAUGCAUCGAAGUGCCUGGUCCCCCUUCUUACUUUUCCAUAUGAGACUUGUGCCUCACAUAGGAUGAAACAGUACUCUAAAGAUGCCUUUCCCCUUCACCCCCGAACUUAGUGUCAAAUAGGUGGGGAAAUAGGAUGAUGGGUGGAAGCACAAUUUUUCAGUUCACUCCAGGAUCACAGCACCCUCUGACAGUAAUACUAAAAGAUUUUAAACAUGAGUCUGGAUAUUUUGCAUGCCAAAGGUGUCGGGUGCACUCUCUUUGGGAUUUUUUUUUUUUUUUUUUUUUUUUUUACAAAUUAAUGUUUAUCUGGACCAUGGCAAUAUGAAGUGACAUAUGCACCCAGUUUUAAAGAACCUAAUGAAUAAUGAAAUAGUAAUGAAACACAAGACGCCUCUUUCUCCAGGGCACAGUAAUUCUCAUCUCUCCUUCUUACUUCCAAGAGAAACUUCGCAAUGAUUUUAGCUGUUUCUUCUGAUAUUUACCAUGAUGUGCCUAAACCAUGUGCUUACACUGCUGUUUCUUAUAGAUAUGAUAAAAAUGGUUGUUUUGAAAGAUUUUAUCUACUUUUAUAUUUUCAUCCAACUUCCCAGUGUUUAUUAGCAAGUAUCAUCCAUUAAUUUGCUCAUGACCACCCAUUUUUCUUUCACUUUGGUUGUCAGGUUUUGUUUGCUUUUGAGCCAGGUUCUGUGAAGCAUCUGGCCUCAAACUCACAGUCUCUUGUCACAGUGCUCAAGAUGAGCUCACACACACCCCAGUUGACUACGCAAUUUUCUUCUCAAUAUUGUCCAAUAACAUAUAGCUUUUCUUUUAUUUUUACACCGACAUAUAUUAAUUAUUCAUAUUAAUAAGGGUCACUGUGACUGAUCCAUACCUGCACACAACAGCACUCACACUUCCACCCCCCCCCCCCCAGACCCUUCCGAAUCAUUAUUCCACUUUCUAGUUUCUCAAGAAUCCCUGGCUGGCCUCAACAUUGCUUUGCAAACAAAGAUGAUUUUGAGAUUCUGAUCCUCCUGCCUCCACCUCCCACGUGCAGUCAUGGACCACUAUGCCCAAUCUUAAUGUGAUCCUGGGAAUCAGAACCAAGGCUUCAUGCAUGCUAAUUAAGCAUCCGACCCACUGAGCUACUCCCUGAACCUCCUCAGGUUGACAUUCAACCUUUAGUAUUCUCACGUGUAUACUUUCAUGUGUUAAAUCACUGAAAAGUCAAGCUUGUUUGUACAAAUAGGCUUUUCUAAGAUGAAUGAGGUGAUCUAAUAAGACAGAAGCGAAUGCAUUUUAGUCUUGUGAAACAGUUGUUCAGUUGUUGAGGGAAGGGCUUUAGGCUACAUCUCUUUUAUAAACUACUGCAUGGAAAAAUUUCAAAUGACUAAAAAAUCCUUUUUGUUGCGAGGUAAUUCAGGGCAUAAAAUCGCAGUUCUACCUUCCCAAUGUAAGCUGUUUAUAUAUUCCAUAUGAAUAAAUGCUUUUGUCCACAA